AUGCUCGCGCUGCUAGUGAUGACGACGUUAAGGGCAGGGGAGGAGUAUGCGGCGUUACCCGACCCAAAGUCUUAUCGAGCGGUGAUCAAAUCGCCUGAUGUGCACCUAUGGAAAGUGGCGUGCACAGAAGAUAUUGUGUCACUUGCGGCAAACAACACGUGGGAAUUAGUCGCAAAGCAGAAACACAUGCACCUACUGCGUUCGAAGUGGGUAAUGCGAAAGAAGAAGGACGGCAACGGAGCCAUCGAGCUUUACAAAUUGUGGAUUUUUGCCGGCGGCGAUGAGCAAGUACUUGGUCGUGACUACAACCUCCUGCUCGGCCAUCCUCGACAUCACCACGGGGAAGGUGAUCCUGGCAGUUGCUCGCGCGUAAGGUGUCUGCGCAAGGCACUAUGA
This is a messenger RNA of Peronospora matthiolae, 396 nucleotides long. The record is from the annotation of a GenBank genome assembly. NCBI's taxonomy places the organism in Eukaryota, Oomycota, Peronosporomycetes, Peronosporales, Peronosporaceae.